This is a messenger RNA of Hansenula ciferrii, 1068 nucleotides long. Its product is annotated as Gfo/Idh/MocA family protein. The transcript has a single exon. NCBI's taxonomy places the organism in Eukaryota, Fungi, Ascomycota, Saccharomycetes, Phaffomycetales, Wickerhamomycetaceae. The coding region runs from base 1 to 1068 and encodes 355 amino acids. Gene Ontology annotation, molecular function: nucleotide binding. The record is from RefSeq and is a predicted model, not a curated record.
AUGACAUUUGAAAUCAAUUGGGGUAUCGUCGGAUUGGGAUCCAUAGCUACCAAAUGGGCCAAGGAGCUUUUAACACCAAAUGAAGAACGUCCAACUGACAUUAAACAUAAUUUAUUAGCCGUUAGUUCUUCAUCAAAUGACAAAGGUGAAAAAUUUGUCAACUCUUUGAAAGAAGAUACCAAAACGGAAGAUUUGAACACACAAGUCUAUACUGACUAUGAAGAAUUCCUAAAUAAUUCUCAAAUCGACAUUGUCUACAUUGCAUCACCAAACACUGCUCACUACAAGCAAGCUUUAGCAGCAUUAAAAGCCAACAAGAAUGUCUUGGUGGAGAAGACUGCAUGUAUGACUGCUGAACAAGCUGAAGUUUUAUACAAAUUAGCCAAAGAAAAGAAUUUGUACAUUGUUGAAGGUGUAUGGACUAGAUUUUUCCCAACAACUCUUGACAUUAUUAAAUUAGUUAAAGAUGAUAAAAUAUUGGGUGGCUUGAAAAGAGUUAGUGCUGAUUUAUCUCAUGAUUUCCCAUUCAAUCCGGCUGAUAGAAUUUUUGAUCCAAAAGCUGGAGGUGGUGCUCUGAUGGAUUCAUUGAUCUACUCUUUAACUUGGUCUUUUGCUCUAUUGGAAGGUAAACCUUUAGCUGACUCAAUUGUCAGUACAGUGACAAAAUUGAAGCAGGAAGGUUUUGAAAACAUUGAUGAAACCACAGUCAUCUCACUAGUCUUCCCAGAUCAAAAUGCAGUAGGUGUUGCAUCUGGAUCAUUAAGUAUCGAAUCUCCAAAUGAAGUAUUGAUUGAAGGUGAAAAUGGUUAUAUUAGAGUAUUGGAUAGAACUUCAAAACCAACAAUUUAUACUGUUAAAUUGAAAGAACAACAAAAUAAAACUGUUUUGAAAAGUGUUAAUGGUACAGGUCUUUUCUAUGAAAUAGACUCUGUUGGAUAUGACUUGAAAAAUAAAAAGAUAACUAGUGAUAUAUACCCAUUUGAUCAAACUAUUGAAAUUUUAAAGAUCUUCGAUAAGGUUAGAAAAGACCAUGAUAUUACCUUCCCAGAAAAGCUUUUACAAAUUUGA